Molecule: messenger RNA, 422 nt
Organism: Penicillium canescens
Lineage: Eukaryota; Fungi; Ascomycota; Eurotiomycetes; Eurotiales; Aspergillaceae
Exons: 1
Coding region: 180-422 (80 amino acids)
Source: RefSeq, a predicted model, not a curated record
CAAUAAAACAGGACCUCAAACCAUCUAGUAACAAUAAAUAUAAAUACCUAAUAAAGUCCAAUCCAAAUGCUCCUGACCGAAGCCGUACAGCCGCAUCGAGAGAUAUCAGCUAAUCCCGUUUCGGCGAACCAACUCCUUUUUCCACCUCUACAAAACCAUCACCCUCAAGCGCAGCCUCUAUGUUCUCCCGUCAACUCACCGGAGUAAUCUCCAAGCCCAUUGUCACAGGCGUGCGAACAACCAUACCCCACCGCCUCUACUCAAGCCCCCCGAGAUCAUCGCCACGACCACCACCCGCGCCCCAAUCCCGCUCCAAUUUCCCAGUCAUCCCCAUCAUCGCCCUCCUCGCAAUCAGCUCAGGCGCCUACGUCCUCCUAGUCAAAUCCCGCACCGGCCAAGCCCCAACCCGCAAGGAAUUCUAA